This is a messenger RNA of Cucurbita moschata (crookneck pumpkin), 2891 nucleotides long. Its product is annotated as auxin response factor 16-like. Gene Ontology annotation, cellular component: nucleus. NCBI's taxonomy places the organism in Eukaryota, Viridiplantae, Streptophyta, Magnoliopsida, Cucurbitales, Cucurbitaceae. The record is from RefSeq and is a predicted model, not a curated record. The transcript has 4 exons. Gene Ontology annotation, biological process: response to hormone; regulation of DNA-templated transcription. Gene Ontology annotation, molecular function: DNA binding. The coding region runs from base 576 to 2642 and encodes 688 amino acids.
GAAGGAGGAAGAGUUUCAGGCGUGUGUUAGUGAAGGAGGAAGCAACUCUGUUACAAACUCUCUCUCUCUUGCUCGCCACAAAUUUCUGUUGUUUGUUCUUCAGAUUUCACACGUUUGAUCUGUUUCUUACUGCGAGAAUUUUCAUUUCUCUGUUGGUUUGUGGAAGAUUGGGGCAAAUUCUUUUGUCGUAUUGUUUGGGGAUUUUGCACCAAGAUUGUAAGAAUUACUGAAUUGUUCCUUCUUUUUCGUCCUCAAUUUGUGAUUUACGGGAAGGAUUUGAUUAAUUGUUGAAGAAUCGGAGUGAGGUUUGUUCGGAAUCUCAGUUCUGUGUUCAUAACAGCGAAGCGAAUUUGAGUUUGGUAGUUCACUGAAGUUUCUUCGGCUGCGAUUGUCAAUUUCGACGGUCAACUUUCGAUUUAGGAUAAAAGGAGUUUUUGUUGUUUUAAGGUUUUUUGUUUUCCCCAAUUUGUGUGAUGUUCAUCGGAGGGUGAUUGAUUGCUGUUCAUCUGGUUUGUUCAAUUCAUUUAUCUGUGAGGAUUUUGAUUGAGAAUCAUUAAGGAUUUUUGGUUUGGAUUAUGAAUAGAGGAAUGGAUUCAGUGAUAGAACCAAUGAGGAACGUUGAGAAGUGUUUAGAUUCUCAGCUAUGGCAUGCUUGUGCUGGUGGGAUGGUUCAAAUGCCUUCUGUUAACUCUAAGGUAGUCUACUUUCCCCAGGGCCACGCCGAGCAUGCUCAGGGGAAUGUCGAUUUUGGGAACGCUCGGAUUCCUUCACUCAUUCCUUGUAGGGUGUCUGCUACUAAAUAUAUGGCAGAUCUUGAAACGGAUGAGAUUUUUGCUAAGAUAAGUUUGCUUCCAUUGAGGAACAAUGAAUUCAAUUUGGAUGACGACGACGAGCUUCUUGGACACGAUGAUAUUAGGAACCAGGAGAAACCGUCUUCCUUUGCCAAGACAUUGACGCAAUCUGAUGCGAACAAUGGUGGAGGAUUCUCUGUUCCUCGCUAUUGUGCCGAGACUAUCUUUCCUCCGUUGGAUUACUCGGCAGAACCUCCUGUUCAGACCAUUCUUGCCAAGGAUGUUCAUGGAGAGAUUUGGAAGUUUAGACAUAUAUACAGAGGGACUCCCCGUCGCCAUCUUUUGACGACGGGGUGGAGUAAUUUUGUGAAUCAGAAGAAGCUUGUUGCAGGGGACUCGAUUGUUUUCCUCCGGGCUGAAACGGGUGAUCUUUGUGUCGGAGUUAGGCGAGCCAAGAGGGGAAUUGGUUGCGGAAUUGAUUACUCACCUGGGUGGAACCCUGCAAAUUCAGGCUCUUCACUUAUGGGGUAUUCUGAUUUCAUGAGGGAAAAUGAAGGUAGAAUGGUAAGACGACACUCAAACGGGAACCUUAACGGGAGAGUGAAGGUUGAAUCCGUCAUCGAAGCUGCAACGCUUGCUGCCAGUGGCAAGCGCUUCGAGAUUGUGUACUACCCAUGUGCUGGCACUCCAGAAUUUGUUGUUAGGGCCUCUACUGUAAGAUCUGCCAUGCAAAUUCAUUGGUAUUCUGCUAUGAGAUUUAAGAUGCCUUUUGAAACCGAGGAUUCGUCUCGGAUAAGCUGGUUUAUGGGAACGAUAUCUUCGAUCCAGGUUGCCGAUCCUGUUCGGUGGCCUGAUUCUCCAUGGCGAAUGCUGCAGGUGUCAUGGGAUGAGCCAGAUUUACUACAAAAUGUGAAGAGUGUUAACCCCUGGUUGGUUGAAGUGGUAGUAAACAUGCCAGCAAUCCAUGUCUCCCCCUUCUUGCCACCAAGAAAGAAGCCACGUUAUCCGCUUCCGGCCGAAACUGCUGUAUUUGGUCACCUUCCGAUGCCAUCGUUUUCGACUAAUUUCUUCGAAGCAACCAACCCGUUUCAAAGCAUUACGGCGAGCAACAUUCCUGCAGGCAUACAGGGAGCCAGGCAUACUCAAUUUGGACUCUCUUCAUCCAACCUCCAAAUCAGCAUACCGCCUUUGGGACAGUUUCCCGCCAGUCUUAAGCACCUUGAAGGUGCCACUCCGAUCCCUGUCGUCCGUGGCGAGGAUAGCUUCGGAGGCACGAAAAGCCCUGAUAAUCAAUCUCAUUGGCUAACAGUGGGAAAUCAUAUCCAAAGCUCAAAAGAAAGCAAAGAAACAAAACCAGAUCAUAUCAUAUUGUUUGGCCAACUCAUUCUUCCUAAUCAACAGAGUUCUAACAGCUCCUCUGGCGAUACGACGAACGCAUCCGAUGCAAAUCUAGAGAAAGCGUCGAAUCUUUCUGAUGGUUCUGGCUUGUCAUCACAGCAGAACGGUUCACUGGACAAUUCAUCAGAUGGAGGGUCUACGUCAUACAACGGUCCAAACAAAACUGGUCUAAGCUUGGACAUUGGUCAUUGCGAGGUGUUUAUGGAGUUGGAGAAUGUCAGUCACACACUCGACCUGUCGGUCCUUGGAUCGUACGAAGAAUUGUAUAGAAAGCUCGGCAACAUGUUUAGCGUAGGACGGUCAGAGAUGCUGAAUUCUGUUCUUUAUCAGGAUGCUCUUGGUGCUACAAAGCAAGCUGGAGAUGAGCCUUUCAGCAAGUUUAUGAGGACAGCACGAAGACUAACCAUACUCGCAAAUUCUCGAAGCAGAUUCUCGAAGAAACGACAAUAUUAGAAUGUCGGGAAAGGGAAAUUCUUUCCUACAUUGUACAGUUGAACCAUAUGUUCUGUUUGGUGUUUCUUUUUUGGCUAUUCAUUUGUUGCCUAUGGGAAAGCCCAAAUUUUGAUCAGUUGCAGCUUGAUAUGCAGCUCAGCUGCUGCUCUGCUCCUUUGUUUUAACCCAGACAAGAACUGGUCUUGUUUUUUUUAUUGUUGAAAACUCCAUAUUUUCUAGUAAUGAUUCUCCUUUUUGGUGCUCCCCAUA